This is a messenger RNA of Aspergillus mulundensis, 801 nucleotides long. RefSeq names its product SDR family oxidoreductase. Lineage: Eukaryota; Fungi; Ascomycota; Eurotiomycetes; Eurotiales; Aspergillaceae. The transcript has a single exon. The coding region runs from base 1 to 801 and encodes 266 amino acids. The record is from RefSeq and is a predicted model, not a curated record. Gene Ontology annotation, molecular function: oxidoreductase activity, acting on NAD(P)H, oxygen as acceptor. Gene Ontology annotation, cellular component: intracellular anatomical structure.
AUGCCUCAACAAGUCCCCUCCGCCUCCUCCCUCCACGACCUCUUCAGCCUCAAGGGCAAGGUCGUCGUCGUCACCGGCGCCUCCGGCCCCCGCGGCAUGGGCAUCGAAGCCGCCCGCGGCUGCGCCGAGAUGGGCGCCAACGUCGCAAUCACCUACGCCUCGCGCCCUGAAGGCGGCGAGAAGAAUGCAAAGGAGCUAGCCGAGAAGUACGGCGUCAAGGCCAAGGCCUACAAGCUCGACAUCGGCGACUACGCGAGCGUCGAGAAGCUCGUUAAGGACGUGAUCGCGGAAUUCGGGCAAAUCGACGCCUUCAUCGCCAACGCCGGCCGCACCGCCAACUCCGGUAUCCUGGACGGCUCGGUCGAGGACUGGAUGGAGGUUCUGCAGACCGAUCUGAACGGCACAUUCCACUGCGCCAAAGCCGUUGGCCCGCACUUUAAGCAGCGUGGCAAGGGUUCCCUCGUCAUCACCUCUUCCAUGAGCGGUCACAUUGCCAACUUCCCCCAGGAGCAGACGAGCUACAACGUUGCGAAGGCGGGAUGUAUCCACAUGGCUCGUUCGCUGGCGAACGAGUGGAGGGACUUUGCCCGUGUCAACUCGAUCUCCCCCGGCUACAUCGACACCGGUCUGUCUGACUUCGUCGACCAGAAGACGCAGGACCUGUGGCUGUCCAUGAUCCCCAUGGGCCGUAACGGUGAUGCGAAGGAGCUGAAGGGUGCUUAUGUCUACCUUGUUUCCGAUGCCAGCACGUACACCACUGGUGCGGACCUGGUCAUCGACGGCGGUUACACCUGCCGGUAA